Molecule: messenger RNA, 300 nt
Organism: Brassicogethes aeneus
Lineage: Eukaryota; Metazoa; Arthropoda; Insecta; Coleoptera; Nitidulidae
Source: the annotation of a GenBank genome assembly
AUGAAAGAUAAAGAUGUUUACGAGCAGGAAGUGCAACUACAAAAAGUGAGGAUAGAAAAACUGAAAAGGGACGGCACCAACGAAAGAGUCCUAAGUCAGGAAGAGCAAGUUCUUGUUGAAACGAAAACAAUGAUUCCCGAUACGAAGAGACGCCUCAUAAAGGCGACAGACGAUCUGAAAAAGUUUAUGAGUGAUAAUUCCGCCUAUAGUGACACUAAUGAGUAUCGCGAUGCCAAAAAAAUAUUGCUGCAAGCCAAGGAUUAUCUGCCCGCGCCUGGAGAAGCAGUCCAUAUGUGUUGA